This is a messenger RNA of Erpetoichthys calabaricus (reedfish), 8862 nucleotides long. It is a transcript of the gene adamts18, whose product is annotated as ADAM metallopeptidase with thrombospondin type 1 motif, 18. Gene Ontology annotation, cellular component: extracellular matrix. Lineage: Eukaryota; Metazoa; Chordata; Cladistia; Polypteriformes; Polypteridae. The transcript is spliced from 23 exons. Gene Ontology annotation, biological process: extracellular matrix organization; proteolysis. Bases 571 to 4224 code for a protein of 1217 amino acids. Gene Ontology annotation, molecular function: metalloendopeptidase activity. The record is from RefSeq and is a predicted model, not a curated record.
AACGACGAACAUUGUUAGUCGCUUCAGUGAGUUUCUACGGCUAAGUUGUUUAAAACCCUAUAGGCAUAAAGACAACCAUUUUAAAAGCAACAAUAAAUACUACUAGGUUGGCCCACUCAUUUAAUUUGGGCACCGGGUAUCUCUUGUUGAUUCAAUACCUUGCCGUGUGUGGCUAUCGAAUUCCAGGAUGAAGAAAAAGUUUGGAUCAGCACGAGGCGCGUCGCUUUUAGGACAGUUUUAAUUCACCCCGAGAGCUCCGCGCCCUCUGAUUGGUCGCACGCCCCUUACCCCUACUAGGAGGCUCGUGCAGCAAGUACGUGGUGGAGCGCGAGCCGCUGCCUGUCAGUAAGUGAGCGGAGCGAGCAGAGGCUGCAAAGGACACAGCCGGACUGUGCACUGGUUACUUGGCGAAAGAUUUACACUAGUGGCCGCUCACCAGCGGGGUGGGGGGUGCAAGCAGUAAGCCACAGCGGAGCCGAGUGAAAAUGCACAACCAACGAAGACGAAGGUCACUUAUUGCACUUUUGCAGACUAUGCUGACAGAAGAGGUGCACGCGUGAGGAAAAAAAAAUGGAUUGUGUUUUCCUUUUGCUUUGGACACUGGCCAUUCCGUUGCUAAGCCGCAAUUCUGUGAAGGUUUUAUCAGCCCUGUGGUUUGGGGAUGUGUUCAAGACUUUCCACAUCUGUUGCUGCUAUUCAGACUUUUCAACUGCUUUUGGAAGUCCAAGAAGCGAGGUGAAUGAUGAUAUGGUGUUUGUUAUACCCAGUGAAGUUGAUUCCAAUGGAGCCUUCAUUUCUCAUGACAUUUUGGGAAGCAGCAGAAAAAGGAGGUCACUGCCACAUCGGCACAAUCUUACUGUGCACUACAAGCUGUCAGCAUUUGGAAAGGAACUACUUUUAGAUUUAAAGCCUUCCAAUGUAAUAGCAAAUGGGUUUACAAUCCAGACAUUGGGCAGAGAUGGAGUGACCACAUUACAGGAGCCCAGAUUUGAAAACUGUUUUUAUCAGGGAUUAAUUAGGAACCACAGCAUUUCCUCAGCUGCAAUAUCAACAUGUACAGGCUUGUCAGGUUUAAUAAGGACACAAGAUGAUGAGUUCCUUAUUACACCUUUACCUCAGCAUCUGGCAAUGAAGCACAACAUUACAUCUCACCCUGGACAACAUACUCAUGUGCUUUACAAACAAUCAGCUGAAGCCAUUGUUCAAGACAAAUCCUUACAUGGGAUUCCACACUAUCACCAUCAAAGUAACCUGUACAAGAAAAAAAAACAGCAUGGAAUGUACCAGAUGGAUCAUUUCUGUGGACGGCACAAGAAAUAUUAUCCUAAGGCACCAAUAGAAAGACUUCAUCAAGAAUAUGAACAAAUGAACAGACCUAAAAGAUCUCCUUUCAAUUCUGUUAAGCCUGGAAGCCUCAACGUGGAGACACUGGUGGUGGCAGACCAGAAAAUGCUGGAAAAACAUGGCAAAGAGAAUGUUACCACAUAUGUGCUGACAGUCAUGAACAUGGUUUCCAGUCUGUUCAAAGAUGGAACUAUCGGAACAGAUAUAAAUAUUGUUGUUGUAAGUCUUCUUCUUCUUGAACGAGAUCCGGUAGGGUUGGUCAUAAACCACCAUGCUGACCAGUCUUUAAACAGUUUUUGUCAAUGGCAGUCAGGACUGUCUGGGAAAAAUGGAAAACGCCAUGACCACGCUUUACUACUGACUGGGUUAGACAUAUGCUCAUGGAAGAAUGAACCAUGUGAUACACUGGGUUUUGCACCAAUAAGUGGAAUGUGCAGUAAAUAUCGAAGUUGCACAAUAAAUGAAGACACUGGACUUGGUCUGGCUUUCACAAUUGCUCAUGAAUCUGGUCACAAUUUUGGUAUGGUACAUGAUGGUGAAGGGAAUGCAUGCAGAAAAGCUGAAGGCAAUAUCAUGUCUCCAACAUUGGCUGGAAAUAAUGGUGUUUUCUUUUGGUCAGCCUGCAGUCGUCAAUAUCUAAAUAAAUUUCUUAGUACAGCUCAAGCUUCAUGUCUUAUUGAUGAGCCGAAACAAAUUGGAAAGUAUACAUUUCCAGACAAGCUCCCAGGACAGUUGUAUGAUGCAGACAUGCAAUGUAAAUGGCAGUUUGGCUCAAAGGCAAAACUUUGCAAUUUGGACUUUGUUAAGGAUAUUUGCAAAUCACUGUGGUGUCACAGAUCAGGCCAUAGGUGUGAAACUAAGUUUAUGCCAGCAGCAGAAGGUACAUUAUGUGGACACAACAUGUGGUGUCGGAGAGGUCAGUGUGUGAAAUUUGGAGACCAUGGGCCUAAAGCAGUGCAUGGACAGUGGUCUCAGUGGUCAGAAUGGUCUGAUUGCUCUAGGACUUGUGGAACAGGUGUCAUGUACAGAGAAAGACUAUGCAACAACCCCAAACCACAGUAUGGUGGGAAAUUCUGUACAGGCUCCAGUCGUAUAUACCAGCUGUGUAAUACAAAAGCAUGCAAAACCUACAUUGAGGAUUUCCGUGCUCAGCAGUGUGCAGAAUAUAACAGCAAACCUUUCAGAGGCUGGUACUACAAAUGGAAGCCCUAUACAAAAGUGGAAGAGGAAGACAUUUGCAAACUCUAUUGCAUAGCAGAAAACUAUCAGUUUUUCUUUGCAAUGUCAAACAAAGUAAAAGAUGGCACCCCCUGUUCUGAAAGCCAGCUUGAUGUGUGUAUUGAUGGAAUCUGUGAGCAAGUAGGAUGUGACCUAGUCCUGGGUUCAAAAGCUGAACUGGAUGCUUGCGGUGUUUGUAAUGGAAAUAAUGCAACAUGUGCAUUCUUCAGAGGACAGUAUCUACAACAGCACAGUGCAAAUGAGUAUUAUUCAGUUAUAGUGAUUCCAGCUGGAGCCCGUAGCAUUCACAUACAUGAAAUGGAAGUAUCUACAAGUUAUCUGGCAGUCCGUAACCUCAAAAAGAAAUACUAUCUUACUGGAAACUGGAUAGUUGAUUGGCCUGGAAAAUUCUCAUUUGCUGGGACAGUGUUUGACUAUCAACGCCCUGUUCACCAACCUGAAACCUUGUUUGCAUCUGGCCCCACUAAUGAGACUCUAGUGUUUGAAGUUCUUGUGCAAGGCAAAAACCCUGGUAUUGCCUGGGAAUACACUCUGCCCAAGAAUGACAAUAAGACCACCAAUAAAAAAGACAACUACACCUGGGUGGUCAUCAGAUCAAAUUGCUCAGCAUCUUGUGCUGGAGGUCAAAUUUCAACUAAGGCUGUUUGCUUACAAAACAAUCGAAUUCAAGUAAACUCCUCUUUCUGCAGUUCACACGUAAGACCAACUUUCAGGACCAGAGUUUGUAAUACUCAACCUUGUCCAGCAUACUGGUACACUGGAGAAUGGAGCACUUGUAGUCAGUCCUGUGGUGGAGGUCAACAGUCACGUCAAGUGCAGUGCAUGCGAAGAGUUGCAUUUCAGAGGGAGGAGGUGGUGGCACACUCUCUGUGCUCUGCUUCUAUGCCUGCUAAGUUACAGACUUGCAACAAUCAGGCCUGUCAACCUGAGUGGAUUUCAGGAGCUUGGUCACAGUGCUCCAAGACUUGUGGGAGAGGUGUUAGGGAGCGUGAAGUCUAUUGCACAAACUCCAAUCCAUCAGCAAAAGGAAAAGGCCUUCCUGACAGUUUGUGCAAUCAAGAUCAGAAGCCCAAGUCUCAAGAGACAUGUGUUCUUAGGCGCUGCCCAAGGAAUGAUAAACUUCAGUGGAUGACAUCAGCGUGGAGCGAGUGUUCUACAACCUGUGGCCCAGGCAUUGAAAAAAGGGAACUAAAAUGUUGUGAAAAAGAUGCUAACAGCAAAAUUACAGAAUUCCCUGUAAGACGAUGUCGCAACCUACCGAAGCCUGCAGUGGAUCUUCAACAAGCCUGCAAUAAAGGAGCAUGCGAAGAACCAAAUUCCUCCAAUGGGAGAACUCUUACUAAUGUUGGAUGGUAUUCAUCUCCUUGGCAACAGUGUACUGUUUCCUGUGGAGGAGGCGUUCAAACUCGUCAUGUUCAGUGUCUUAGGCAGGGAAGGCCAUCAUCUGGGUGCCUGUCUCAUCUACAGCCUGUAACAUCCAGAGCUUGUAACACAAAUUUCUGCCCAGCUCCUAACCGUAAAGAAGAAAUCCUGUGCAAAGACAUUUUCAGUUGGUGCCACCUGGUGCCCCAGCAUGGAGUUUGCAACCACAAGUUUUAUGGACAACAGUGCUGCAAGUCCUGUGCUCAAGUAAAACAAUAAUCCAGGAAUAUUUUUUUAAUUCUUGGCUUAUACAAUAGGAGCAGAUUGGACAUUAUGGAAAGAUAUUUGUCCUGGAGUACUUGAUUGCUGGAAAUUUAUUUUUAUGAGUUCAUCACUUUCUGCAAAAGCCACAUUAUAUGCACAUAUAAGACAAGAAGUCAUUCUACAAUGUUACUUUUAUGUUCCAAAACAGUAAAGAUAUAAGAAUGCCUAUUGUUAAGCAGACUUUAAUGGAACAAAAUUGCAUAUUCAUGCACUGUACUCUGAAAAAGUUGUAUAAUACGAAUGGCUACUCUAAAGUAACUUCUAUAUUGGCCUCAUCUUUUUGACACUAUAACGCUAAAUGAAGCUGUUUUACUGUUAUAAUUAAUUUAAACUUCUUUAUUUUGGUUAAAGAAGUGCAUUCCAAGGCAAAUGUGAAGUGAAAAACAUCUGAAAAAUGUUUAGUGGAUGCCAUUCAUAGGACUGCCUUUUGUAAAAUCUGGAAUCCCUGUAUUUGUUUAUAGAGUACAUUGUGAAGACAAAGGUGUGAAAGAUACAUGCUUUUCAUGUUUGUAUUACUGACAAAAAUAAAUGCACUUACUAUAUUGUUCAGUUUACACCAUAAGAAUAAUAAUUCAAAUGGAUUCAUGUAAAUGAUUGACAAUGAAUACUAACCAUUUUAGCCAAAGCAUAUGCUUUCAGUAAAGUAAAAUUGCGUUAUUUUGAAAGCCAAAAGUUUAAAAAUAUUAGACCAUAGAAAAUAUUGCACAUUUGGCUUUUGAAAGGAGAGUGACUUUUUAUAUAAUGUGGCAGGAUACCACAUUAACUGUAGCAAAUAUUCCGGUAUUCACACAGUUUUAAAAUGCUGUUUUUUGUUUCACACAAAAUUGUAAGAACUAUUUCGUAAUAUUCUACCAGUUAACUAGGGAUGUGUAUUUUUGUCUAAAUAUGUUUGUGAAUAUCUGAAAAAAAGUAAAAAGCCUAAUAUUUGAAAGAGGGUUGUUGGAGACAUACACCACCACUUCAUAAAAACAGGCUGUCUUUUAAAAGUGUUCAUGGGAUUGAUUCGUCUUGCACGUAGCCCUCCCAGAAAGGCCAUUUUCAGUAAGAUGUAGAGCCACAUAUACAGUAUGUAAUGACCACUUCCCAAUCUCUCCAGUGUUACUGUAUUAAAGACAUUUCCACAAGCUGCACAAGUGGUGCACUUCGCCAUUGUUUUCUCCUCCCCAUGGACUCUGCAUGGCAACAGAGAACCUACUGGGGGAUUCCAAGGAAAAUAGUUCAAUUAUUUUUGAUUAUAUAUUAUCCCUGUGUUUUGAUACGUGCUUUCUCUGUGUUCAUCAAGCCAGGAGAUUGCAGUUGAAUGAGCAGCACCCCACCAUCUUCUACUUAGACUGCCUUAGCAAAUAUGAGAUUGUUUUGUAUUUCUUAACUGUAAAAAUUGUAAAGCUUUUCAUCUCUGCUCUAAUUUUCAGAAAAACACUGCACAAAGCACUUUUGUAUUUGAUUUGAGUAGUUCUGUUUCAGCAUAAAUAAAUAUUUUCUACUCUGCAGAUAAUGUCUGCAGUUUAAAGGUCAAUGAAAAUUCAGAGUAUUUGCGAUGAAAGAGAUUUAAUAUUUUGGGGUGCUUCUUGAUCACACUGCAUAGCUUGCAGAGUGCCUCUGCACAAAUGCUGCAACAUCACACGCUGGAGAGAAUCCGCAAGACCAUGGCAUUAUUGUGCACCUUUUUUUUUUUUCUAAUUUGAAAAUUGACUACUUUUUACAAUAUUAGCAAACGGCUGCUUUGGUAGAAAAUCCAAACUCUUCGGUCUCUUGUUCCAUGUCCUAUGAAAGGUUCAACCUAUGAUUCCUUUCAUCUCCACUCACAGUGAGCUUUGGCUUUAAUUCUGACAAACUAUCAAUUUUUAUUUUAUUUAACACCUUUCUCAAAGCACAUUCAUUUCCCUCAAAAUAUUUCUACUGUAAUAUUGACAUAUCAGCACUUUGUGUUAUUUUGUAUUUGUUUUAAACUCUUGAUGCUAAAAGGCUUUCUAGACAGCUUAAGUCACAGUAUGUCUUUUGAAGGCAGAUGUGAUUAAGAGAAUCCUGGCAAACGAAGCUCUAAAGUCCUCUCUUAAGGUCAGGCAGCAAGGGACACUUUUGGGCUCUUCAAGGUAAAACUGGACAAGUUGGUGAUGUUUUUUAGUUGCAUUUUUACAAAUCUCAGCUGCUUUCACAAAGUUACAGUGUAGGUUAACUUAACAAACUUGCAGUUUUGUUCUCCAUUUCAACUCAGAUUUAACAAAGUUUAGUUUAGAUGGUCAAACCAUUUUUUGUACAGUAUAAGCUUUUUGUUUUUACUAAUGGAUAUUCAAUUACUUGGUUACUCAUUCCCAUCCCAGGAAAUAAUUAACAUAGGCUGAUUCUUCCUUAUACAUUUUUAAAGGUCACACAUAAGAAGUACAAUUCUCUAAUGUACCAUUUCAAUGAUUUGGUCUGUCUGCACUGUAAGACAGCUCCCAGUGCCAACUCUGAACAGUAAUUGCCCCAGUGCUGGCAGCUUACAAACAGGUACAGAGUCUAACACAAAUGGAAGAAAGUGCUGGAUUAUUUUUUCCACACUUUUAAUGUCUAGCAUUAAUUGCCUUCAGAAUGUGUAACUGUUGGGAAUAUAGAAUUAAAGUGUUCAUUAUGAUAAAGCAAGGAGUUUCCUCAAAUUUUAAACAUAAUGAACAGCUUAAUACACUAUGAUCUUUAGGAACGUUCUCAACAUAAAUUAUUCAACCAAAUGAGCAGGAUUACUGGUUUAUAUUAGUAUGGUUGCUGUGCCUUCUUAUAAGUAAAGUACAUUGAGUCAUGCUUUGUGAUAUGAUUUUCAAAGCCCCAAAGCACAAACAGAACAGGUUUUAAUUAUUGCAGUAAAAUGCACAACAAAAUUAAAAUACUUGCAGUUCUCAUAAAACAUUUCUUAUUAUUAUUAGUAAACAAUUGCCCACUAUUGAGUCUCACAUUAGACAGGUUUAACCAUAGAGUUAAGUGCUCAGAUCUGUCUUUUAGUCUUAAAAGUGAUCUUUUAAAGUGUUGGUCUUUAGCUAGUAAGUUAGAAAAAUACUCACUGUUUAGAGCUUUCUUUUAAGGAUCCCUUUGCUUACUGUACGAGUAAUCUGUUAUACCCGUUUUGCUAAUUUCUUGAGCUUCUUAAAGGUAAAUUAAAAAAGGGAAGAAAAAUUAAGGUGUCAAUGAUGGCACAGUGGGUAGUGUUCAUAGAGUUUGCUUUUUCGCCUCAUCUCAUCUGAGUAAUGUUGUUUUGCUUGUAUUCCCAAUGCCAUGCAUGUUAGGACAAUCGGAGAUUCUAUAUUUACCCUAUGUGAAUGUAGGCCCUGCAAUGCAGAGGGACAAUGUCCAGGGUUAUUUCCUACCUUGUGCCCAAAGCUGUGAAUGGUUUAAGUGGGAUUAAGAAUGUUGUGUUAUGUUGAAAAUAUUAAUUACUUACUACUCAUAAAAAAGUAAGGUCAAUAUAGGCUAUAUAACAUAAGUGUAUCAGUCACAGUUUUAAAAAAAUUGUGUGAGAAAACCAUUUUAUUCUGCCAAUAUUAGCCAUUCUGCAGUAAAUUAUAUUUAUCCAUUUAAAUAUUUUGUCACAUCACCUUACCUCUACACUCCUUAGCUCAGCUUUAAAGAGCUGUAACACAGUCAACACAGUGUCUUUAUGUAUUGUUUUUUUCAGUUGGCAAGUGUAAACUUAUUUUCCUAGCUUUAAAGGCCUGAGUAUGUAAGAUGAGAGAGAUUAAAAUAUCACCACCUGUUUAGAUUCCAAUUAGGCUACUGAAAGUAUUACAAAAGUAUUGUAUAUUUUAGUAAAUGAGGAAAUCCAGAUUCUUCACAUGCCAUCAUUAUAUGUUGAGAAAUUCAUUGAACAUAAGUGCAAUAUUUGGGGGGCCUGCCAGGUGGUGGUAUUACUCAGCAUACCUGUGUCAGUAGAAUUGUCCCCAAGCAUGCACGCAAGACAAUGCUGAAACACCUUCAUAUUCAUUUAAAAUUAGUUGAUAUGAUUGAAAAGUCCAUUAAAAUAUUAUUGCCGAACACUUUCUAAGAAAAAUUAGAUUUAUUGCUAGAAGUGGCGGUUUGACACAAGUAGAUAUGAGAAAUGACAUUCCGGGUACACACUUGAGUGACCUUCAAGUGAAGUUUACAGGGAAGCCUUUGCUGUUGUUUCUUACUCCACACAAUACCGGCUGAUCUUCGAGUCUGUCUAAGUGGACCACCUGAAAACUUAGUGGAUAUUUCACAGGUUCAGCCAGCUCAGCACUAGAGCCAUAAUGAGGAUAGUUAGCAGCCUCUUCUUUCUUCCACUCUUAUAACAUGAUCUUAUGUACUUAAGCAGUAAUGAUGAUUGGAAACAUUUUAAGCUAUAAUUCAACUCUGAUAUUUUAAAAAUUCAAAUUUUUACUCGUACCCAUAAAAUAGUUAUCUUUGUACAUUUAUGUUUAUUGAAAAAGUAAUUUAUUAAUACUCAUUUAUGAUGUCUGAAGAUAAAUGUUAGUUGAGACCAGGUAGUAUACCUUGAAAAUAUUAACUUGUUGUCUUUGUUUACAUUAUACUGUAAAAUAUGAACAUGUAUGUGUAUUAUUUAAUUAUUUUAAUUUUUUAUAAUAAAAAUGUUUCAUAUAUUCA